Messenger RNA from Grammomys surdaster, 2792 nucleotides. RefSeq names its product V-set and immunoglobulin domain containing 1 (gene Vsig1). Lineage: Eukaryota; Metazoa; Chordata; Mammalia; Rodentia; Muridae. Gene Ontology annotation, biological process: epithelial cell morphogenesis; maintenance of gastrointestinal epithelium. Gene Ontology annotation, cellular component: plasma membrane. The record is from RefSeq and is a predicted model, not a curated record. The transcript has 8 exons. Bases 63 to 1391 code for a protein of 442 amino acids.
AAUUUGAAACUCAGUUCGGGCAGCCUUCGGAGUAGCACCUGCUGCUCCAAGCAGCUUUCAGCAUGAUGGUGUUUGCAUUUUGGAAGGUCUUUCUGAUCUUAAACUGCCUUGCAGGUCAGGUCAGUAUGGUGCAAGUGACCAUCCCAGACAGUUUCGUGAAUGUCACUGUUGGAUCUAAUGUUACUCUUCUCUGCCUCUACACCACCACGGCACCAUCCCCGGACACGCUUUCCAUCCAAUGGUCUUUCUUCCACAAUAAGGAAAUGGAGCCAAUAUCCCAUGGCUCGCACCCCAAAACUGAGGGUAUGGAGGAAAAGGCAGUCAGUCAGUGUCUAAAAAUGAUGCAUGCAAGAGACGCUCGGGGAAGAUGUAGCUGGACCUCUCAGAUCUACUACUCUGAAGGUGGACAGGCUUCAGGUAUUGGGCAAUUCAAGAAUCGAAUAAUAGGGGCUACCAAUCCUGGUAAUGCAUCUAUCACCAUACUGCAUAUGCAGCCAGCAGACAGUGGAAUUUACAUCUGUGAUGUCAACAAUCCUCCAGAUUUUGUCGGCAAAAACCAAGGCAUCCUUGACGUCACUGUCUUAGUCAAACCUUCCAAGCCCUUUUGUACCAUCCAAGGAAGACCAGAAGCAGGCUAUCCUAUUUCCUUGUCUUGCCUUUCUGCCUUUGGAACACCGUCUCCUGUGUAUUACUGGUAUAGGAUUGAGGGGAACACCAUUGUGCCAGUAAAAGAAAGCUUCAACUCAGCCACUGGAGUUUUGGCUAUUGGAAAUCUAACAAAUUUUGAACAAGGUUAUUACCAGUGUACUGCCAUCAACAGUCUUGGCAAUAGUUCCUGUGAAAUUGACUUAACCUCUUCACAUCCAGAAGUAGGAAUCAUCAUCGGAGCCUUGGUCGGUGCACUGACAGGAGUGGCUAUCAUCAUCUGUGUGGUGUACUUUGCCAGGAACAAAGUUAAAUCCAAGCAAAAGAAGAAGUUAAAUUCCAGCACUGAACUUGAGCCAAUGACAAAGGUACAGCAUUCCCGACAAAAUGAGGCAAUUCCAGUUGAUAGCAUCCAGCUAGCAGGAACUUUGCCAUCUCCCAUCCAUGCUGGCCACAACACCGAACCUACUACUAUUACAGUCUUGGAGCCAGAAUAUGAGCCUAAUCCCCCUCUGGAAACUGCCACACAGCCUGACCCUGAACCAGAGGGUUCAGUGCCAGUGCCAGUGCCAGUGCCUGAGGCAGAGGUUCAUCUGCAGCCAGAGCUGGAGCUGGACCCGGAGACAGAGACAGAGCCUGAGCCGGAACAGGAGCCUGAGCCGGAACAUGAGCUUGAACCCGACCCCCAGUCUGGAAUAAUAGCUGAGCCUAUGCAUGAGGAGGAAAAGAAUACAGUUAAGGCAUAGACAGGCAUGGCAUUAAGUAUGGUGGUUCCCACUAAAGAACCCAUUCCUGGCUUUUAAAAUUUGGUGGACUUAACCAGCCCCCAGUUUGUCCAUCCAUCAUGGACAACCCUCAUCCAACAACAUGCGUAUUCCAACCAUUAAUCCAAAAUAAAGAAAUCAAGGUAACUACUAAAGAAAUGCCGUGGUUUCUGCCUUUUUAGUAUAGGUUACCUAAAACUGUACUAAUAUGUAACCUAACAAAUGAUAAGGCCAAGACAAGUUGUUCAUUUCUAAUUUACUUGGAAGAGUAUUUGCAAAAGUAUAUUCUGUAUUUUAUAGUAAUUUUUUGGUCAUGGAUCACAUGUACAUAUCCUAAGAUAAGGUUAAUUUGAUUGAAUAUUAAUUUUGGGAUUGGUUGUCUUUCCUGUUCCUUUUCUUUUGUAUUUACCACUGAGAAAAAAAUGUUUGCACCAUUGGUCCAUAAAUUAGAAAAAAAAUCAUUUCCCCCAAAUAAGGUAUGUAUCAAUUGGUACAUAUAAUUGAUAACAAAGUCUUAUAAUUUAUCAUAUUAGAUCUUUAAUAAAUCACUUCAGUGUCCAACAUUGAACAUAGCAUUUUUAUAACUUAUUUUUCACUACCUAAUGGUGCACAAGCAAACAAUUUAGAAUAAACCUUUUCUUUGGUGAGCAUAAAGUGUUGGUAUUGGGGGGCAAUUCAGAAUAUACCUUUGAAUAAGAUAUGUAUUACUGUUGGAUGGUAUCUGUUUUAGCAGUAGACUGGGAUGGUUUUCCAGAUGAACACUUUGGUCUACUUUAGAUAAUCUGAACUGGCAAUUUAAGUACUCUGUGUUACUGUAUCUAUAGUCCAUGUUAAUAGAAAUAUUACUUUUACAUAAGUGAUAAACAGAAAGUGAAUACAUUGAUAAAAUCCUUUCGUCACUUUAAAAAGGCUUUUUCACAGUCAUGUUUCACCGAAUCCCACUCUGAAGAAAUUUGCAUGUAGAUUUAUUUUUUAACUUAUGUAAUCAAUCAUAUUUGAAAUAUAAUUUUAAGGCUCAAUAAAUAAUCCUCAAUAAAAUCUCAUUUAGUGACUACUAAGAUAGAGUCUUUAAUAAGUAAUUUUAUUUUCAUGUAAUUUAUGUACUAUAAGCUGUAUCCAUUUUAACUGUAUAAUUUGGUGAGUUUUGACAGUUGUACACACCCAUGAAAUCACCAUACCUAUGUAGAAGUAGAUGGUUUUCACCAGCCCAUAGUGCUUCCUCAUGUCCCCUUUUACAAUUCCACUGUGCCCUGGACCAAGAUGAUCAUUGAUCUGUUUUCCAUUUCUAAACAUUAGCUUUUCCUUUUCUGACCUUUAUAUGAAUGGUAUCCUAUGGUGCAUACUUUUGUAUCUGACUUUCUUCUCAAGUAAAUACUUUUCAGU